Molecule: messenger RNA, 624 nt
Organism: Phragmites australis (common reed)
Lineage: Eukaryota; Viridiplantae; Streptophyta; Magnoliopsida; Poales; Poaceae
Exons: 3
Coding region: 46-603 (185 amino acids)
Source: RefSeq, a predicted model, not a curated record
CUCUGCUGUGCCGCGCGGAGGAAUCAUCGAGACUCGACAGAGAGGAUGAGGAUGGAGUUGGCUUGGGCGUGCGCGGUGGACCGCGCCACGCACAUCGCCGACUCCGCCAAGCGCUUCCUCCUCUCCUUCCGCCGCCCUCCGCCGCCGCACCCCGGCCCUAACCCCAUAGAUAUCUUGAAGCGGUUCCAGCGACAAGCAUUUUAUGACAUAAUGCAGUUGAGGGAGAGACAAGUGAAAGUUGAAAGAGUGCUUUCGUUGUACAAAGCGACCAAAGGUGGUCCUUUUGCAGAAGAAAGCACUCGGGUCAAGGGCGUUAUCAAUGUUGCUGGAUCGCUCACAAUAGAUAGCUCAGAAUCAGAUUCUGGUAUUAGUUCACGGUUUGUGUUUGAGACCACCGUCCGCGACAAGGAUUCCCUCUUUGCAGAGCUCGUUGCUGAUCAUAGAUACAUGUCUCAAGACAAUGAUCAUACUGGAAGCCCUCUUGUAUUGUCAAAUGAAACGUACCUGUCGAAUAUCAAUGACUCCUUUUCUGUUGCUGCUGUACCAAUAGGAGCAAGGUGCGAUGAUUUUUCAACCGAUCCAAAUCUCCGAGAGUUUGCUUGACAGGAACAUUGGCUGGCCGGC